AUGUCUAUUGACAAAUCAUGGCCGGGAUACAACAAGGGCAUUGAGCCUGACGAUGGCUUCGAAUGGAUCUGGCAAGAAGCUAUUCCAGCUGAUCUGCCGGGUCGAGAUCCUUUCGUUGUCUACAUCCCCCUGGGGUACGAGAAGAGAGUCUUACCAAAGGGCUGGAAGAAGACACCCGAGAACAAGGCCUUAGAGCUUGAUAUUAUCUUUGAGAAGGACGUUGAGUUCGUGAUGCGAGAUGGUGUCAAAUUGUACGCCGACAUCUAUCGGCCAGCGGAUACGGCUGGGCAGAAGAUUCCGGUCAUCAUGCCAUACUCUCCGUACGGAAAGGGCGGAGGUGGGGCCAAUUUGAUGGACGUUGUCCCAUAUCGUGUUGGCGUCCCAAAAAGCCGUCAAAGCGGGCUGGAAAAGUUCGAAGGCCCCGAUCCGAAUGAAUGGUGCAGACGAGGUUACGCCAUCCUGGAUCCCAAUGCCCGAGGUUCUUUCGACAGUGAGGGCAAUCUACAUUACUUUGGAAGAAAAGAAGGUGAAGACUGCCACGAUCUCAUCGAAGCCGCAGCAAAUUUCGAAUGGUGCAACGGCAGCGUUGGGAUGGCUGGCAAUUCCUGGCUCGGGAUUGCACAGUACUGGGCAGCUAUGGAGCAGCCGCCUUCGCUAAAGGCCAUUGCUCCAUGGGAAGGAUUCAGCGACGUUUACCGCGAGCAGAGUCGUCGCGGGGGCAUCCCGUGGUCGCCAUUCUUGCGGUGGGUCCUCAUGGGAAUUCCAGGCCGCGGUCUCCAAGAAAACGCCGUGGCAAUUAGUGAGAGCCGAGAAUAUUGGGAUCCUUACUGGGAAUCGAAGAGGGUUGAUUUUAGCAAGAUCAAAAUUCCAUCCUAUGUGCUCGCGUCUUAUUCGUCUAUGCUGCACACGAUGGGGUCCAUCCGAGCCUUUAAAGAGAUUAACUGUGAUGAGAAGUGGUUGCGGUUCCACCCUCAUCAAGAAUGGUAUGAAGAUUACCUGCAUACUUCGGUAGACGACUUGGAUCGAUUUUUCGAGAGAUAUUUGAAAGGCAAACACAACGGCUGGGAAGCAACUCCGAAAGUUCGCGUUUCCAUGUACCGGUACGGCGAGAACUAUCCUGUCUACGAUCAAGUCGAAGAAGAUUAUCCAAUACCGCGAACCCAGUACACCAAGUUGUACCUGAGCUCGGCGAAAACGUUGCAGGAUGCGCCCAGCCCCACAGAGGCAGUGCACUCGUAUGAUUCAACCACCAAGGGCAUGAUAACGUAUGAUUUUAUUUUCCAAGAGCGGACCGCGCUGGCCGGGUACUCGAAGCUGCGGAUUUUCGUAUCGUGCAAGGAACACAAUGACCUCGACAUCUAUGUCAUGCUGCGUAAAAUGUCCGUCGAUGGCGAGCUCAUGGAACAAUCCAACGUGCCCCUCCAUGAGUUGCCUCCAUCCGUCAGAUCGGUUAAAGAUGUUGCUAAUGUCAACCCGACCAAGUACCUAGGACCGACUGGCAUGUUGAGGGCCUCCCAUCGCGCAACGGACCCAGCCAAGACCACAGAGUACCUUCCAUUCCACCCGCACCUAAAGCCGGAUUAUGUCACUCCCGGCGACGUGGUGCCACUAGAUCUCGGGAUAUGGCCGAUGGGAAUCGUCUUUGAAAAGGGUGAAGGACUGCGGUUGCAGAUUUCCGGCAAGACGAUGGUGUUACCAGAGUGGGACAACCCGCAUGUCGCGCAUGCGGAACCGAAAUUCAACAAAGGUUUCCACAACGUGCAUCUGGGGGGGAAAUAUGCGGACAGCUUUUUGUUGGUUCCGAAAUUAUAG
Molecule: messenger RNA, 1812 nt
Organism: Exophiala aquamarina CBS 119918
Lineage: Eukaryota; Fungi; Ascomycota; Eurotiomycetes; Chaetothyriales; Herpotrichiellaceae
Exons: 6
Coding region: 1-1812 (603 amino acids)
Molecular function (GO): dipeptidyl-peptidase activity
Source: RefSeq, a predicted model, not a curated record